AUGGUCUUUCAGAAUUGCAGCCCGCCCAACUAUUCUGGGCCAGGAAAAACAGUGACUAACAUAGUGUCGAUGCACGUGGACUAUACGACCGAAACAAUCGAUAUUUGCAUCAAUCCGUCUUUCCAGCCAUCCAAGCGGAUGAGCCCGGCCAUCCUCGGCUCAGCUUCUAUGAAUGCUCGUGGCGAGGAAACGUGUUCAGGCCUUACUGUCAGGAUUGCACUCGCAUAGAUUGACAGGAUUAAUCGACCAAGCGAAAGAUGACGAUCGCAUGCAAUAUCUGUUAAGUAUGUCGUGUCGAUCAGAAGCGGUCAUGGUUAUUUAUGGAUAUCGAAGCUAGCUCUCAAGAAGAUAAAAAUUUCCUACUCUCUUUCUGGACAGGAAAUGAAGAAACAAAAAACGGUAAUCAUUCUAUCAUAUCUGAUCUGUUUGCCUUUAGCUGCAGGUACCAGUGGUUCCUACUUAUAAUCAUGAGUCUCUUGUUCAACACCAUAUAUUGUAUUAAUUUCUUGUCCUGAAUAAAA
This is a messenger RNA of Puccinia graminis f. sp. tritici CRL 75-36-700-3, 521 nucleotides long. RefSeq lists its product as uncharacterized. Bases 1 to 228 code for a protein of 75 amino acids. The transcript is spliced from 3 exons. The record is from RefSeq and is a predicted model, not a curated record. Lineage: Eukaryota; Fungi; Basidiomycota; Pucciniomycetes; Pucciniales; Pucciniaceae.